This is a messenger RNA of Oxyura jamaicensis (ruddy duck), 4102 nucleotides long. RefSeq lists its product as uncharacterized. The transcript is spliced from 6 exons. The record is from RefSeq and is a predicted model, not a curated record. Bases 320 to 1339 code for a protein of 339 amino acids. NCBI's taxonomy places the organism in Eukaryota, Metazoa, Chordata, Aves, Anseriformes, Anatidae.
CCCCAGUCCCAGCCCCGCCGAGGCAGCCCGCCAGCCUCCUUAGCAUGCGGUGCUCAUUGCCGGGGAGUGCCGAGGAGCCAAGGUCAGAGGCUGUGAGCACGCUGGUCCAGCAUCCCCGCCAGCCCAGCUCACCACCGGACAACUCCUAAGGGAUAACCUCCAAGGGGGCUGUGUCAGCACACCGAUCCUUGGCUGAUAAGCCCACUGCCAAGUCUCCAGCGCUAGGACAAAAGAGGAGUUUUUGCUUCCCAGCAGGUUUUUCUGCUUUGAAUGACAGAGAAGGCUCUGGAGGCUCCUUUCCUCCCUGAGCUGGGACACAAUGGAGCUUUUCAGGCUGAGUCUGAGUUGCAUUUGCCUCCUGCCUUGGCUUGAGGCAGAGGGACAAGGCUUCCUCAUAAGGAACACCCGGCUGGAGAAGUGCAUCCACGUCUCCCACCACGAGACCAGUGUCAUCGGCCUGACCGACUGCAAGCCGCGCUCCCUGCAGCAGCAGUGGAGCUGGGACCCCGCCACCAGGACCAUCACCAGCCUUCAAACGAAGCAGUGCUUGUCGGCCCACAGGGCACAGGAGCACUCCCUGGCCACGCUGGAGCCCUGCGGGGACUGGGAACACCAGGCCUGGGCCUGCAGCAAGAAGGGGCACUUGACUCUGCAACGCUUGGGCUUCCACCUCAGCACCAAGGAAGGAGGCCACAAGGUCUUUGUCUCGAGGGAGAAGGACAAAUUCAGCAGGUGGAAGACGUUAGCGGAUGAAACCAUCUGUGCUGCUGCCCAGACAGCAGCUCUGAGGCCUGGCGAAGUGAUACGAGAAGCUGUAGACACCCGGGUGUGGAUCUAUGAAACUAAAACCAUUGAUUCAUCAAAGACUGAUGCAGUGGACAAGGGAUCUUCCGUGGACUUGGCUGACCCACUUCUGGUUAACAAUUUUAACAGCACAGUGUCUCCAGUGAAGACCAAACAGGCAUACCUCCCAGCAAAUGAGGAUUUGUCCCACAAUCAUUCCAAAAAGCACCAUGGAAAUCGAGGGAAAACUGCUGGGGCCAGGCUUGCAGGCACCAACUGGAAGACAGCCAUGCUCGUCCUCAGCCCCUUGGCAUUCAUACUGGGAUUAAUAAUAUUGACACUCAAUGUCCAUUACAACAAGAAGAAGAAAAUCCUCUCUGCUCUGAAGAACCCUGCAGCCAGCAGCAGCAGAGCUGACUUACGGGAGCCAUGUCCCUCACAAAGAGGCCUUCCACCAUCUCGCUCCCCUUCCUUGCGGCACGGAGAGAUCCUCAUUGAGUGGAAAGACGGGACGGUCACUCCGCUUUUUGACAAUGCCAAUUACCAAGUGGACUAGCUCUGAAAAUGAUGAAGCUGUUGUUUGACCCCUUGUCACCUGCCACCCUUCUCACCUGGAAGAAGGGUGCCUCCGUCGUGAACCUGCUCCCAGGCCUUACUGUUUUGGUAGGGAGUUGUAAGCGCUGUUGUUUUGUGGUGAUUUUUUUUUUUCUACAUUUUUUUUAGACACUCAAGAACAAUCACCUUACACAGCACAGGGUUGAAGCAAGCAGAGCAGAUUGUUUUGUUUGUGUAGGCACUCACUGCUUAGCUUUUCCAGAACGGAUUUAACAGAUAACAAAGCCCAGGUUUAAAAAAGUAAAGCCAAUAUCUUGCCAGCUGCAACUGUCCUUUGCCCUGAAUUUCUAGUUACUGAGAAGAUGAGAAAGUAAAUCCUUGGAGACAAGGUAAAAGGAGAAAACACAAGUCCUGGUGAUCCUUUCACACUGUUUAAGUUAAAACUAGCUGCCAUCAGACACAGAAGGUUGUCAGUUACUUUGUCAAUGUGUGAACAUCACUAAUAAGCACUGCCUUCGGGACUCGAAGAUGAAAGAGACUCCACCAGAUUAUCUGCCAAAAUAUUCCCUCCACUAAAUUACCACUUAAGUAACAGCUAGUCAUUUGUUCUAAAUUAAAAAGUUGCACUCCAUCAUUCCCAUCUGCAUCACUGCAAGAGCCCUGCUGAGAGAGUGUUUCCUAAAAUAUUUCUGUAUUUAAGAUUUAUUAAAUCUUACUGUAACACACCCUUUCUUAAUGUAGAAUGACAAGUUAACAGUCGUGCUCAGCGGGGAUAGUAUCUAGCCAUUUAAAAUCAGUUCCAGCCUGAUUUUCUGUAACCACAGUGAACAGACAUAUUGUCCCCAACUACAGCAGUUAUAUGUAGUGGUGGGUUUUGUUGUUGUUUUCAUAGAAAGAAUGCACUAUUUUCAGUGUCUUAGUACCUUCCUAAUAUUCAUGAAUUUAUGCCUUCCUUCUUGUGGAUCAUGCAAUGUUGUAAGCCAUAAUCACAGAUAUAAAUCAGGAAUUAUCCGGAGAAAGAAAUAUUAACACCAGGAAAUUCCAAGUAUGAGCUGCAUCACUGUAUUUCAGCAGUGUGAGUGAAACUUCUUUCUUACCCAGACAACACUUUUCACUUUACCUAAAUUAAGUUAUGCAAUUCCAGUGGAGCUUUGACUUCACAGACUCAAAGAAUGACUGAGGAGGACAGGACCUUUGGGUCCACCCGGCCUAACCCCCUACCCAAGCAGAGACACCCCAAGCAUGCUGCCCAGGACCAGUCCAGGUGGCUUUUGAAGACCUCCAAGGAGGGAGACCCCACAGCCUCUCUGUGCCACCUGUGUCGGUGCUCUGUCACUCGCACAGCGUAGCAGUGCUUCCUGGUGGUCAGAGGGUCCUGUGCUGCAGUGUGUCUCAUUUCCUGCUGCUGGGCACCAUAAGAGAAGCCUGGUUCCAUCAUCUUUGAACUUCUCUACAGUUCGAUUUUAUUUACUUCUUCUACAGCAGAAUCAAGGUCUCCAGGGAAUUUCACAUCUCCAGUAUUUUUAAUUUUUUUUUUUUUUUUUUUUUUUUUUUUCCAAAAAUCGACCCACAGCUUGGAAAAAAAGUUAACUGCCACAAGAUAUUAUUACAACCAAGAACUUAGCUGGUCUCAAGAAAGAAAAUACAAACCUUAUUAGUUCAGGGCAUAAACUCGCAGAGGUUGGAAAUAAACGUCUUCCCUAAGCACAUCACUCCAUAAUUAUUUACUAGGGGUUUUCCCAGACACUCCUUGGGAAAAUACUUUAGUAAUAGACAUGGCAGAGGAAGAACUAUUUCUUCACCGGUGACCAGCAAACACAAAUGACAUUCAGAAUUACACUCUGACUUUUUAGUGCUUACGCUUUAAAACAAACCCAAAGAAUCUGUGUAUAAUGUUGGGACAAGUUUCCAAAUGCAUAAGCAUCAUUUUACACACAACGAUUUGUGGGAAUAUGCUCUGUACACAAACUGCUCUAAAUGCGUGCGCAGUACCUCACCAGUUUACAUUCCUCUUACCUUUACCUACUUUUUGUAGUUAAGACACCCAUCUUUGAAGUUUUCUCCAGGGAGCGCAUUACCUUACUGUACACAGCAUUGUUAUCCUCCAGAACGUUGAUGCACUUUGGGAACUGCACGCUUAGCAGUGCCAUUAAAAUGCAAAUACUUACUCGGAGUUCAGCAAGUGCUGUGCUUUCCAGAGCAGCAAGUGCUUACAUUCAUUACUGCUGAAUGUGCAGAACAGAUGACUUGUUAACGACUCUCUAUAAUUCAUACUAAAUAUGCAAAUCUUUCCCAUAAACACGAAGGCAGUAAUACAAUUGUUUACACAGCAGUGAUUAAAUGGUAGCUCCCACGAUAAUGAAAAAAUAUGACUGUGAAACAGUACAGGCUUUAACUAUUUUCCACCCCUCUCCUUUGCUGGUUAUCUUUUUGUUACUUCUCACCUGGUUACUUUGAUUGGAUGCUAGAGAACAAGUUUUCCAAGGUACAGGCAGAGGAGCUGAAAGUAUAGCUCCUCAUCAUGAGAGGUCUUGAAAAGCACAUUAGCCAAAUUUCCAUCAGAAAAGACUCUGAAAAAGCUGAUUCUCCUUUGGGGAGGGGGAUGGACCAGGUGACAAUGGGAGACACCUUCCAUCCCCUGCUUCCAACGACUUGCUGAGAAACGCUCACAGCAAUUGCACGACCACCUAACUCUCUGCCAUCACCUGAAUGCAAUGCUUUCAAACAGUGCUUGUAAUCAAAAUAAAAUUUACUGUAAAGUGGA